AUGUUCAUCCACAAUCCUGCCUUGGCCGACGAGGUCUCCGCCCUCAAUGCUAUCUACGGGGAUGGCGUCCUUGCUGCCAGCUUCUCUUCUGACCACCAUACAACACUGUCGCUCAAGCUGCCAUCCUUUGCUUUCUCGUUUCUCCUUCGAGUCUUUGACGAUUACCCCCAAUCGUCACCUGAGAUGAUCGGAGUCGAUGACUUGGUAGAAAGCUUGAAGCCAGAAGCCCAGCGGGCCGCUGUCUACCUGGGAGCUUGCAUGCGUGCAGUCCACUGCCCCGAAACUGUCUCCCUGUUCGAUGCCAUCGAGGAGUUCGAAACGAUCUGCCGAUCUUUGGACCUGCAAUGCCAGCGCAGCGAGGGUGUCGACCAUGUGCCGGAAGCGGAGCCUGCCAACAGAGCUGAGAUCUUGCGGGAUUUGGCUCUUCGCGCUAGGGCUAAGACAGAAGUCAGACUUGCAGAAGAGUCACAUUUUGAUAUAGUCGAUUGCGUAACAGAGGGCGUUGUUAGCACAUUCCUGUCCCGCGAAGAGAUGACUUGCUGUGGCCAAAGCAUCCCCAUCAAGCUAAUCCGGCAACGCUGUGAUUUCAAGGAUGACUUCCUGGAAGCCUUUUGCCUGUGGUUGCAGGAACGUAAUGCGCCAAAUCCGACCUACUGCCCCUGGGAGGAUUGUCUCACCUACAUUCCACGCCGGUUUGUCCGGCAGGAUUACGCCCGGUGCCCAUUCUGCGACAGAGCCAUGUGUAUGCUAUGCAAGAAAAAGGACCACAGCGGCGUAUGCAGACAAGACAAGAAGCUUAAUGCUCUGAUUACGGGCUCAGGAUGGAAGUUCUGCCCCUGCGGACAGCUCAUAGAGAAGAACCUCGGGUGCAACCAUAUGAGAUGUCGAUGCGGCGAGGAGUUCUGUUAUCGGUGUGGAAAGGCCUACGAACGUCGCAUGCCAACCUGUAAUUGCGGCUUGUUCGGGUGA
Messenger RNA from Cladophialophora yegresii CBS 114405, 969 nucleotides. RefSeq lists its product as uncharacterized. Gene Ontology annotation, molecular function: ubiquitin protein ligase activity; ubiquitin conjugating enzyme binding; zinc ion binding. The transcript has 2 exons. Gene Ontology annotation, biological process: ubiquitin-dependent protein catabolic process; positive regulation of proteasomal ubiquitin-dependent protein catabolic process; protein polyubiquitination. Lineage: Eukaryota; Fungi; Ascomycota; Eurotiomycetes; Chaetothyriales; Herpotrichiellaceae. Bases 1 to 969 code for a protein of 322 amino acids. The record is from RefSeq and is a predicted model, not a curated record. Gene Ontology annotation, cellular component: cytoplasm; ubiquitin ligase complex.